AUGUCAACCCGACGCGACUUUCUGAGCCAGCCGGCUCCGGAAAACUACGUCGCUGGUCUGGGUCGAGGUGCCACCGGUUUCACAACCCGAUCCGAUCUUGGCCCUGCUCGUGAUGGCCCCAGCGAAGACCAGAUCAAAGAGGCGAUUGCGAAGCGCGCUGCCCAGCUUGGACUCGUGCCCGAAGGCAAAAAGGGCAAGGAUAAGGAGGAGGAGGAAGACGACGAAAGGUACCAGGACCCGGACAACGAGGUUGGACUUUUCGCGGGCGGAGUCUACGACAAGGACGAUGAGGAGGCGGACAAGAUCUGGGAGUGGGUAGAUGAGCGAAUGGACCGACGGAGACGGCAGAGAGAGGCUCGUGAAAAUGCUGAGCGAGAUGAAUACGAACGGAACAACCCCAAGAUCCAGCAACAGUUUUCAGAUCUGAAGCGCGCCCUUGCUUCGGUCUCGGAUGACGACUGGGCGAAUUUGCCAGAGGUGGGAGAUUUGACGGGCAAGAACCGACGGAGCAAGCAGGCUCUGCGGCAGCGCUUCUACGCGGUGCCAGACAGCGUGCUCGCGGCAGCAGGGUCCUCGGGCGAGAUGGGCACAACAGUCAUGGAUGACGGGGCAGCAUCGUCAAACACAACGGAUGCAUCUGACGGCACCAUGACCAACUUUGCCAAGAUUGGUGCUGCCCGCGACAGAGUACUGAAGUCGAGGCUGGAACAGGCCUCGCAAACUGCUGGCGGCGACUCGGUCGUUGGAACUUCAAGUAGCAUCGAUGCGCAGGGAUACAUUACGAGCUUGAACAAGAUGCAGAUGAACGAAUCUCAGGCACAGGUCGGCGACAUCAAUCGAGUGCGGGAGCUGCUUCAGUCUGUGGUAAAGACAAACCCAAAUAAUGCUCUGGGCUGGAUAGCGGCCGCCCGAUUGGAGGAGUUGGCAGGCAAGCUUGUGGCUGCGCGGAAAACGAUCGACCAGGGAUGUACUAGAUGUCCCAAGAGCGAAGAUGCGUGGCUGGAAAAUAUUCGACUUAAUCACGACUCACCAAAUACCAAGAUUAUUGCACGCCGAGCUAUAGAGGCCAACAACCGUUCGGUUAGGCUCUGGGUGGAGGCGAUGAGGCUGGAAACUAUACCAAGCAACAAGAAACGAGUCAUCAGACAGGCGCUGGACCAUAUCCCAGAAUCAGAGGCGCUUUGGAAGGAGGCGGUGAACUUGGAAGACGACCCUGAAGACGCGAAGCUCAUGUUGGCAAAGGCUACAGAGCUCAUCCCGCUUUCAGUAGACUUGUGGCUUGCGCUGGCACGACUCGAAUCCCCCGAAAAUGCCCAAAAGGUUCUGAACAAGGCACGAAAGGCCGUCCCAACUUCUCAUGAGAUUUGGAUUGCGGCCGCUCGUUUACAAGAACAGCUAGGCCAGGGACAGAAGAUUCCCGUUCUGAAACGAGCUGUCCAGGUUCUGGCUAAAGAAUCGGCCAUGCCAAAACGUGAAGAGUGGAUUGGAGAGGCGGAGAAGUGUGAGGAAGAAGGUGCCAUCAUCACCUGCCAGAACAUUAUCCAGGAAACUCUGGGCUGGGGCUUGGAUGAGGACGAUGACCGUAAAGACACAUGGGCGGAGGAUGCCAGGUCAAGUAUCAAUAGAGGUAGAUACGAGACGGCGAGGGCCAUCUACGCCUACGCUCUGCGCGUCUUUGUCAAUAGCCGGACGAUGUGGAUGGCUGCAGCAGACCUUGAGCGGAAUCACGGAACGCGCGAGUCUCUGUGGCAGGUCCUGGAGAAGGCGGUCGAAGCCUGUCCUAAGAGCGAGGAUCUGUGGAUGAUGCUGGCCAAGGAGAAGUGGCAAUCGGGAGAUGUGGACAAUGCGAGAUUGGUGCUCAAGCGAGCAUUUAACCAGAACCCCAACAACGAAGACAUUUGGCUGGCUGCCGUCAAGCUGGAGUCUGAGAAUGGCAACGAAGACCAGGCUCGGAAACUACUGGCGAUUGCAAGAGAACAGGCCCCUACUGAUCGUGUUUGGAUGAAGAGCGUUGUCUUUGAGCGGGUCUUGGGCAAUGUUGAGACGGCGCUGGACCUGGAUUUACAGGCAUUACAACUCUUCCCCGCUGCAGCCAAACUAUGGAUGCUAAAGGGCCAAAUAUAUGAAGAUCUUGGCAAGACGGGCCAGGCUCGUGAGGCGUACGCCGCAGGGGUCAAGGCUGUUCCCAGGUCCGUGCCUCUGUGGCUGCUUUACUCUCGUCUGGAAGAAAAGGCCGGUCUUACUGUCAAGGCCCGUUCGGUGCUUGACCGAGCGCGUCUGGCCGUACCCAAGAAUGGAGAGCUCUGGUGCGAGUCCGUUCGCCUCGAGCGUCGUGCUGGCAACCUCUCUCAAGCCAAGUCGCUCAUGGCCAAGGCGCUCCAAGAAGUUCCCAAGUGCGGCAUCCUCUGGGUCGAGCAAAUCUGGAACCUUGAGCCUCGCACGCAGCGAAAGCCCCGCAGCCUGGAGGCCAUCAAGAAGGUGGACAACGACCCGAUCCUCUUUGUGGCCGUCGCGCGCAUCUUCUGGGGUGACCGUAAGCUGGAGAAGGCGCAGAGCUGGUUCGAGAAGGCGCUUGUGCUGGACGCGGACCAGGGCGACAGCUGGGCGUGGUAUUAUCGGUUCUUGGUGCAGCAUGGCACGGAUGAGAAGAGGGCGGAUAUGGUGACCAAGUGUGUGCUCAACGAGCCGAGGCAUGGCGAGGUGUGGCAGGCUGUGGCGAAGGAUCCGAAGAAUGCGAAGAAGAGCGUGGAGGAGAUUUUGAAGCUUGUUGCGGCGGAGCUAGAGCAGUGA
This is a messenger RNA of Trichoderma atroviride IMI 206040, 2790 nucleotides long. RefSeq lists its product as uncharacterized. NCBI's taxonomy places the organism in Eukaryota, Fungi, Ascomycota, Sordariomycetes, Hypocreales, Hypocreaceae. Gene Ontology annotation, cellular component: U4/U6 x U5 tri-snRNP complex; catalytic step 2 spliceosome. The record is from RefSeq and is a predicted model, not a curated record. Gene Ontology annotation, biological process: spliceosomal tri-snRNP complex assembly; mRNA splicing, via spliceosome. Gene Ontology annotation, molecular function: protein binding.